AUGGGGGGGCACAUCUCUAAAAGGCAAGUGGAACGCAGUGACUACAAACCAAGUAAGGAGGCCAAAAGUACCAACAAACUUACAGUAAAAAUGGCACGUGUAGAACCAUGGUUUGGGAGUAAAUCCAAUAAGGCUAUCUCCAUCCUCCUUUCAAGAUCCUCUGAUUUUACCAAAACUGAAGGGGUUCAGAACAAGUGUCCCCAAAAUGUGCUGCUGUGGCAUGUGGACUAUUUUGAGAUGAAGGCGACCAAGACCCAGAAGUUUCUAGAAAAACUUUUACCUCAGCCUGCCUACAAGACUUUAGAUAGAGGUCCUGGUCCAGAAAGAGAACUGUCACCAGAGACAACUACCAAAAAUAUGGACCAGGUGUGGAUACAGAUGGGCCAAUCUCAAAGCACUCCUCUUUCUCUCCUCGUUGCUAACUUCAGGGAUGUUAGAACCAGAGGACAGAAUUUGAGUUUAGACAUCCGGCGGGGAAAAUUAAUAGCCCUCUGCCGCUCCGAAUGGCCAACCUUCAGCGUUGGAUGGCCAACCGAAGGAACUUUCUGCCUCCCUAUAAUUGCUAAGGUGAAAUCAAAGAUUUUUCUACCGGGUCGCGAGGGACACCCGGAUCAGAUUCCCUACAUUCUUGUAUGGCGGAAUUUAGUGGAAAAUCCACCCCCUUGGUUGGCCCCCUUCCUAUCCUCGGGAACGUGUAAGGUCCUUGCCAUGUGGCCUGCAGAUCCCCCAAAAUCAAGGACGCCAGCCACGCCCUUGUAUCCCAUAUUGCCCAAUAGUCAGGACCUACUAUCCCUAGACCCUCCACCCUAUCAUCCCCCUCCCCUCGUACCCCAGGCCCUGCCCACAGCAGCUGCCCCGCCAGUCGCCCCGCUAGUUGCCCCCCCAGGGGAACCGGGAGGACGGGAAGCGGCAGCUGUGCCGGAACCAGGAAGACGGGAGGCAGCAGCCGCGCCGGGCCCCAUUGAAAAUGAAACCAACCGCGAGGGGCCAGCCGGCCGAACCCAUGGGCUCACCCAGCGUGAGCCAAACCCUCGCCUCCCCGACUCCACUGUGGCCCUACCCCUGCGGGAAAUAGGAUCCCCCGAUGAAACAGGCAACCCCCGACUCCAGUAUUGGCCCUUUUCCACCAGUGACCUUUACAACUGGAAAACACAGAAUGCUCGAUUCUCGGAUAACCCUAAAGACCUAAUAGCUCUUUUAGACAGUGUCAUGUUCACCCACCAGCCCACCUGGGACAACUGUCAGCAGCUCCUCCGCAUCCUGUUCACUACAGAGGAGCGAGAGAGGAUCCAAUUAGAAGCAAGAAAGCUGGCUCCCGGAGACGACGGUCGGCCGACAUCUAACCCUGACCUCAUUAAUGCGGCUUUCCCCCUAACCAGACCUCCACAGGGCGAAUGGGACUACAACACGGCAGAAGGUAGGGGAAGGCUACUCAUUUAUCGCCAGACUCUGAUGGCGGGUCUCCGGGCUGCAGCUCGCAAGCCCACCAAUUUGGCUAAGGUAUAUUCGGUCGUACAGGGAAAGGCAGAGAGUCCAGCUGCUUACUUAGAGAGAUUAAUGGAAGCCUUUAGGCAGUUUACCCCCAUGGAUCGAGAAGUCCCUGACAACCAGGCUGCUGUCAUUAUGUCCUUUGUAAAUCAAGCAGCUCCUGACAUUAAGAAAAAACUCCAAAGGCUAGAGGAUUUAGAAGGUAAACAGAUCCAGGAUCUGCUCCGUAUAGCACAACGGGUCUACAACAACAGGGACGCCCCAGAAGAGAGACAGAUCAAGGCCACAGAGAAAAUGACUAAAGUCCUGGCCGCUAUAGUCCGGAAAGAACAGCCACCCCCAAGGCACUCAAACAACACGCCCUCCCAGGCAGCACUUAAAGAUCAAUGCGCCUAUUGUAAAGAGAAAGGCCAUUGGAUACGAGAAUGCCCCAAGAAGAAACAACCCCGCCCCAGCCAAGGACAAUGGCAGCCUAAAAUAGCCCCCAUACUGUUUACCCAAGAAACAGAAUAGGGAGGACGGGGUUCGGAUCCCCUCCCCGAACCUAGGGUAACGUUGCAAGUGGAGGGGACCCCGGUCCAGUUCCUAGUUGAUACCGGGGCACAGCACUCAGUUCUGGUCAAGCCCCAUGGAAAAGUAUCUGAAAAAUCAUCCUGGGUACAAGGGGCCACUGGAAUAAAGAAGUACCCCUGGACAACUCAGAGGACUGUGGACUUAGGAACUGGGAAGGCAACCCACUCCUUCCUGGUCAUUCCCGACAGCCCCUGCCCCCUGUUGGGGAGGGAUUUGCUUACCAAAAUGGGGGCCCAAAUUCAUUUCCCUGGGAGGCCCACAGUGACUGACUUCCACAACCAACCCAUAUCUGUACUCACUGUGAGACUAGAAAAUGAAUACAGGCUCCAUCAGGAACCCACUCCUCUGGAUCAGGGCAUCAAGCCCUGGCUUCAACGCUUCCCAGACGCGUGGGCAGAAACGGGUGGUAUGGGGUUAGCAAAACAUCGCCCAGCCCUAUUUAUAGAGGUCAAGCCCAGGACGGACCCCAUCCGCGUGCGCCAAUACCCUAUGCCCAUGGAAGCCAAAAAUGGCAUCACACCGCACAUCCGCCGCCUCCUUGACUUCGGAGUCCUACGCACCUGCCACUCAGCAUGGAAUACCCCCCUGCUGCCCGUGCACAAACCCAACAGCGGGGAAUACAGACCAGUGCAGGACCUGAGAGAAGUCAAUGAGCGGGUGAUGGACAUACAUCCAACAGUUCCUAACCCCUAUACUCUCCUGAGCGCCCUCAGCCCAGAAAAACAAUGGUAUACUGUUCUGGAUCUAAAAGAUGCUUUUUUCAGCCUACCACUAGCGCCUAAAAGUCAGGAGCUAUUUGCAUUCGCGUGGACAGAUCCAGACAGGGGCAUAAAUGGCCAGCUCACUUGGACCAGACUGCCACAAGGAUUCAAGAACUCUCCGACCCUGUUCGACAAGGCUCUACACGAAGAUUUAAGUGAGUACAGACAACAACACCCUAAUAUAACUCUCCUACAAUAUGUUGAUGAUCUCUUAAUAGCUGCUGAGACACCUGAAGCCUGCAUCCAGGGAACCGAAGGUCUCCUGCGAACUCUGGGAACCUUAGGCUACCGCGCCUCAGCAAAGAAGGCUCAGAUCUGCAAGUCAGAAGUAACUUACCUGGGUUACUUGCUGAGAGGGGGGCAACGCUGGCUAACGGAUGCCCGGAAGGAGACUGUCCUUCGUAUUCCCAGACCGCAGACACAACGACAGGUGAGGGAAUUCCUAGGGUCGGCUGGGUUCUGCAGACUAUGGAUACCAGGGUUUGCUAAAUUAGCAAAACCUUUAUACCAGGCAACAAAAGAUCAACAGCCCUUUAGUUGGACGGAAGAAGCCAAACAGGCCUUCCAACAAAUUAAAACUGCUCUGCUAUCAGCACCUGCCCUGGGACUCCCCGAUGUCUCCAAACCCUUCCACCUAUAUGUAGAUGAAAACCGGGGCAUAGCCAAGGCGGUUCUAACCCAGCAUUUGGGCCCUUGGCGCAGGCCAGUAGCCUAUCUGUCUAAAAAGCUAAUCCAGUGGCCGCCGGAUGGCCACCCUGUCUCGGGAUGA
Molecule: messenger RNA, 3591 nt
Organism: Panthera uncia (snow leopard)
Lineage: Eukaryota; Metazoa; Chordata; Mammalia; Carnivora; Felidae
Biological process (GO): virion assembly; proteolysis
Molecular function (GO): zinc ion binding; nucleic acid binding; aspartic-type endopeptidase activity
Source: RefSeq, a predicted model, not a curated record